Messenger RNA from Fopius arisanus, 1587 nucleotides. Its product is annotated as putative methyltransferase NSUN6. Bases 18 to 1409 code for a protein of 463 amino acids. The transcript is spliced from 5 exons. The record is from RefSeq and is a predicted model, not a curated record. Gene Ontology annotation, molecular function: RNA binding; RNA methyltransferase activity. NCBI's taxonomy places the organism in Eukaryota, Metazoa, Arthropoda, Insecta, Hymenoptera, Braconidae. Gene Ontology annotation, biological process: RNA methylation.
AUAAUUAAUUGUUCGACAUGCCGGUGGAAAACGAAAAGUCAUUUUUCAAGUUUUCGCAGGAAAUCGAACGAGAAUUGAAGAAUGAUCUGAAAAAAAUUCAAAUUAGCGGAGAACAUAUUUCCGACGAAAUCAGUGAAGAGAAAUACAGAGAAUUGAUUCAUUGGCUCGAGACUACUCCAAAAAAUACUGUUUUGCGAAUAACUCCUCCAAUAAACAAUUCUGAUGAAUUAAUCCGAAUUUUAAGAAAUUCCAGGGCAAAGGAAAUCGAUGAUUACGAUUUUUCCAUAUUUCUCAGGAUUCCAGAAUUGAUCGUUGUUAGUCGAAAAAAUAAUUCUGAAGUGGAUAACAAUUCAGGAAUAAUUUUGCAAUCGAAAGAAGUGAUUGUGGACGCUUUAUGUGGGUCUGCUGUCCUCAGGGGGGCACCUGUGUUCGCUCCAGGUGUAAUGGGUCUUACCUCAGGUUCGAAAAUAGGAGAUGUGGUGAGCGUCUUCGCCGACGUCUCAGGUGCUUGCAAAAAAGGUUUCACGAGGGAAUUCCUCCAUCCGAAAAAAUACCUAGGAAAUGGAAUUCUUCUCCAAAAUCGAAGCUCCAUUUUUCUCGAUGGAGAAAGUGGUACUGGAGUUGCAGUAAAUAUGAUUGAGACAAUAUCUGGAGUUCCCCAAAUUUCCGAAGAGGAGAUCCCCAGAGGGUUCGGUCUAUUCCAGAAUUUUCCCUCUAUCAUUUGCACCAGAAUAUUGGAUCCCAGUCCUGGGGAAUCAGUUCUGGAUCUCUGCGCCGCUCCAGGAAACAAAACCACCCACAUAUCCUUCCUCAUGAAUAACCGAGGGAUCUUGAUCGCUCUAGAAAAGGUCAAAUCCAAAAUCGAAAAAUUGACAAACCAGUGCCAUGACUUCAACUGCAGGAACGUUCGAAUUUUUUGCUUUGACUCGACAAAAUCAGUCGACGAAUCACAAGUGGAACUUAAAAAAAUUGAGUCUGGACCACCAUUUUCCAGAGGAGUUUUCGAUCGGAUCCUUUUGGAUGGUCCCUGCAGUGUCCUUGGAAAAAGGCCCCAGAUAUUCAACAAGAUAAAUCAUAAAGAAUUGAAAUCCUUCGUUCCCCUCCAAAGGAAAUUAUUCUCUGCUGCUGUGGAGCUGCUCAAGGUUGGAGGUAUCCUAGUGUACUCCACGUGUACGGUUACUAUUUCUGAGAACGAGGGAAUCGUCGCCUGGGCUUUGAAGACAUUUCCCAAUCUGGAAUUAACGUCUGCCAGGGAAAAAUACGAGACGUUUGAGUUGGACAACUUUACUGUGUCCCCAGGAUACAGUGUCGACGGUCUCACCCCUGAUAAUGCUCUGAAAGUACUCCGAUUUGGUCCUGGAAGCGAUUGUGUAGGGUUUUUCAUAGCGUCGUUCAAAAAAAAGAGAUGAUAAAUUAAAAUGAACGAUCAAAUUUCCCAUGGGAUUAAAAAAGGAGCCACGAAUGUUGAAUAGACUUCAAAUUCAAAUGAUAAUGUGUCUUUAAUUACUUCAAAAUUAUUUUAUGUUGCCUCCGCACUGAGAAAAACAUUUCUACCAAUCAAAUUCACUUGUGCUAUACGAAUUUACG